This is a messenger RNA of Acipenser ruthenus (sterlet), 5566 nucleotides long. Its product is annotated as acyl-coenzyme A thioesterase 1-like. Gene Ontology annotation, biological process: fatty acid metabolic process; acyl-CoA metabolic process. Gene Ontology annotation, molecular function: fatty acyl-CoA hydrolase activity. The record is from RefSeq and is a predicted model, not a curated record. The transcript has 3 exons. Bases 4623 to 5390 code for a protein of 255 amino acids. NCBI's taxonomy places the organism in Eukaryota, Metazoa, Chordata, Actinopteri, Acipenseriformes, Acipenseridae.
AGGCGCUGCGAAGUCAGAUUCUCUGCAGAAAACAUGCAGAUAUCAUAAAUACUCGUCGCAGUAACUACAGCCGGUCGAUGCCAGACAUUUGAUUACCGUAUCGUAAAAAAUCAAGAGGUCAUUUGAAACUUUUUUUUUUUAUAUUAAUAGAACGUUGAUUUUUAUUUAUUUGUUUUAAGUUGUACACAGACUCUCUUUAAGUUUGAACAUUUUUUUAUUUUUAUUAAACUUACAUGACAUGAGCAAUUUAUGUUGUAUUACAUUUUUUCCCAUGGUAACAUAAAAUGAAGCAGAAAAUGUCAACUUUGUGCUUAAAAUAAACAUUUCCAAUAUUAAAUGCUUAGUGGUGCAAAUAAGCCCAAACGAGUGGAUGAUUAGCUCAAGCUCAAGAGCUCCUGCCUUGUGUGUGCUGCACUGAAAGGAUUUUGUGUGGCUUCUUUUGUAGGUUCAAUGUUUCUUAAUAAUAAUAAUAAUAAUAAUAAUAAUAAUAAUAAUAAUAAUAAUAAUCAUAAUCAUAAUCAUAUUUGUUGUUAUUAAAUCUCAAACAGGGAAAGUCAGGUGCUACACAAAUAGAAAUGAACAAGAACAAUUGAAAGUGUACAUAGUUCUUUUUUGACCUGUAACAAUUAAAAGAGAGUGACUUUCUGAUGUAAACAAGUUGCAUUUGAGAUCCAAAGCAACAAGAACAUUCAAAGAAAAAAUUGAUUUUACUUGAAACUAAGUAUAUAUUUGACCUCAACUUUAGUUGACCGAGGUAACCUGAACCAAUAGCAGGACACAAUUGGAAAUGAAGUGAAGACAGGCUUGAGACAGAGCGUAGGAGACACUUGUUUGCACAGAGACUGGUGAGGGAAUGGAGUGUGUUACCCCAUCAUGUUAUUGAUGCUGAAUCACUGGGAAACUUUAAGACCCGACUUGACAAAGUUUUGAGAUCAGUCAGCUCCUAGGAACCGGACGAGCAUAGAUGAGCCACUGGCCUCUUCCCAUUCUUAUAAAGCCAAGAGGCAUGCUGUAGUAUUACUAAUCUGCCAAUGUUUAAUACAAUAUCUAACGUCUAUAAAAUACAUAAGAACAUAAGAAAGUUUACAAACGAGAGGAGGCCAUUCAGCCCAUCUUGCUCGUUUGGUUGUUAGUAGCGUAUUGAUCCCAGAAUCUCAUCAAGCAGCUUCUUGAAGGAUCCCAGGGUGUCAGCUUCAACAACAUUACUGGGGAGUUGGUUCCAGACCCUCACAAUUCUCUGUGUAAAAAAGUGCCUCUUAUUUUCUGUUCUGAAUGCCUCUUUAUCUAAUCUCCAUUUGUGACCCCUGGUCCUUGUUUCUUUUUUCAGGUCAAAAAAGUCCCCUGGGUUGACAUUGUCUUUACCUUUUAGGAUUUUGAAUGUUUGAAUCAGAUCGCCGCGUAGUCUUCUUUGUUCAAGACUGAAUAGAUUCAAUUCUUUUAGCCUGUCUGCAUACGACAUGCCUUUUAAACCCGGGAUAAUUCUGGUUGCUCUUCUUUGCACUCUUUCUAGAGCAGCAAUAUCCUUUUUGUAACGAGGUGACCAGAACUGAACACAAUAUUCUAGAUCAGGUCUUACUAAUGCAUUGUAGAGUUUUAACAUUACUUCCCUUGAUUUAAAUUCAACACUUCUCACAAUAUAUCAGAGCAUCUUGUUAGCCUUUUUUUAUAGCUUCCCCACAUUGUCUAGAUGAAGACAUUUCUGAGUCAACAUAAACUCCUAGGUCUUUUUCAUAGUUCCCUUCUUCAAUUUCACUAUCUCCCAUAUGAUAUUUAUAAUGCACAUUUUUAUUGCCCGCAUGCAAUACUUUACACUUUUCUCUAUUAAAUUUCAUUUGCCAUGUGUCUGCCCAGUUCUGAAUGCUGUCUAGAUUAUUUUGAAUGACCUUUGCUGCUUCAACAGUGUUUGCCACUCCUCCUAUUUUUGUGUCGUCUGCAAAUUUAACGAGUUUGCUUACUAUACCAGAAUCUAAAUCAUUAAUGUAGAUUAGAAAUAGCAGAAGACCUAAUACUGAUCCCUGUGGUACACCACUGGUUACCUCACUCCAUUUUGAGGUUUCUCCUCUAAUCAGUACUUUCUGUUUUCUACCUGUUAACCACUCCCUAAUCCAUGUGCAUGCGUUUCCUUGAAUCCCUACUGCAUCCAGUUUGAGAAUUAAUCUUUUAUGCGGGACUUUGUCAAAAGCUUUCUGGAAAUCUAAAUAGACCAUGUUGUAUGCUUUGCAGUUGUCCAUUUUCUCAAAAAAGUCAAGUAGGUUAGUUAGACAUGAUCUCCCUUUCCUAAAACCAUGCUGGCUGUCUCCCAGGAUAUUGUUACCAUAUAGGUAAUUUUCCAUUUUGGAUCUUAUUAUAGUUUCCAUAAGUUUACAUAUAAUAGAAGUCAGGCUAAUUGGUCUGUAGUUACCUGGUUCGGUUUUGUCUCCCGUUUUGUGGAUCGGUAUUACGUUUGCUAUUUUCCAGUCUGUCGGUACAACCCCUGUGUCAAGAGACUGUUGCAUGAUCUUGGUUAGCGGUUUGUAAAUAACUUCUUUCAUUUCUUUGAGUACUAUUGGGAGGAUCUCAUCUGGCCCAGGGGAUUUGUUUAUUUUAAGAGCUCCUAGUCCCUUCAACACUUCUGCCUCUGUUAUGCUAAAGUUAUUUAAAAUUGGAUAGGAACAGGUCGACAUGUCGGGCAUGUUGUCCGUGUCCUCCUUUGUAAAAACCUGUGAAAAGUAAUCAUUUAAUAUAUUUGCUAUUUUUUUUUCUUCAACAAUGAUUUUGCUAUUUGUGUCUCUUAGACAUUUAACAUCCUCUUUGAAUGUUCUCUUGCUGUUAUAAUAUUGGAAAAAUAUUUUGGAAUUGGUUUUAGCCCCCUUAGCAAUAUUGAUUUCUAUCUCUCUCUUGGCCUUUCUAACUUCCUUUUUGACUUGUGUUAGCAGUUCCAAGUACUCUUUCUGUGUACUUUGUUUUUGGUCCCUUUUAAAUGCUCUGUAAAGUGCCUUUUUUCGCUGAAUAUUUUUUUUAAUUGAUCUAUUAAACCAUUUUGGCCAUUUUGUUUUAGAUUUAGAUUUGUUUACUUUUGGGAUGUAAUUGUUUUGUGCCUCUUUUUCUGUGGAUGUUUUCUCUAUUUUACUCCAAUCUACUUCUGUUAGUCUCCGUUUCAUACCUUCAUAGUUUGCUUUUCUAAAAUUGUAAACCUUAGCUUUAGUCAUUACUUUUUGGGGUUUUAAAAAAUAUUUAAAAUGAGACCAUGUUGUGGUCUGAGUUUGCCAAUGGCUCGCUGACCUCUGUUUUAGUUAUUCUGUCUUCAUUAUUUGAAAAGACUAAAUCAAGGCAUGCCUCCCCUCUAGUCGGUGCCUUGACAAAUUGCGUUAGGAAGCAGUCAUUUGUCAUUUCCACCAUUUCAAUUUUGUCCAUCGUGCCCUCUCAUCGGGUUUUCCCAUUUUAUACGGGGAAGUUGAAAUCCCCCAUUAGUAUGGCUUCUCCUUUUCUACACGCAUUUCGAAUGUCAUUGUACAACAGAUUAUAUUGCUCAGCGUCUGAAUUUGGCGGUCUAUAGCAUGCUCCUAUUAUUAUGCCCUUUGAAUUUGUGUCCAUUAUUCGGACCCAUAUUGAUUCUGCAUUGUUUUCUUUGUCCUGAUUUAACACCUGGGCUUCAAGGCUAUUUCUUAUGUAUAGCGCUACCCCUCCGCCUCUUCUGUCCUGCCUGUCUUUCCUAUACAGUGUGUACCCACUAAUACCACUAAUACCAAGUUUCUGUAACACCUAUCUGUGACAGAGAUCAAAUGAUUCUUGGUGUUAGAUCUCCCUCUCGACCUGUGAGGGCACGGUGCAAGAGGAACAGAGUACCCUUAAUUAAAUGGCACGACAAUUUAUUCCGUAGGGUAGGUGGAAGUCGGUCAUUUAGGAAGGGGGCGGAGCUACGGCACCCAAGCUCAUUGACCCGGACGGUAAGCAGCAUGGCAUCCAAGGACUGGAGGAGCAGAUGUGCUCGUUAACCUCGGGGUCAUGGGCGAGGGUAUAAAUAGGGGGCAUGGCUUGAGUGAUCUGUUCCUUUGCAUAUGGUUAAGUUAAAUAACUGAGAAGGAGCCCGUACUGUGAAUAAACCGUGAGUGUUUUCGUGUCUGUGUAUUAACACUGUGUGUCUUGUGUGUUAUUAGUCACUGAAGAUUACUGAACACGAUCCGGAGCUGCAGCCGCAGGCCAGCGAAAAACCCGGACUUCACCAUUCACCUUUUCCACUACCGGAACUGUCUUUGUUUUCACCACUAGCACUAGAAUCACGCACUGUCUAAUUGUGUCUGUGUUUUGUGUUUUGUGAGGGUGACGGAACGGGACUUUGGGUUACGGGUCAAACCCGUGGGAUUACAAACCGAAGUGAUACACGCCGCUGUAUCACUUCCAACACUGUUAUUAUUUGCAGGUUUGGUCUUGUCUUUUAAUUUCCUUCCUAGCUCUCUGAAUUUGUUUUGCAGCGAUCUUGGCCAGUCUCUUCCAAUGUUGUUUGUACCGAUGUGGACGACUACUACCGGGUCGUCUCCUGUUCGUUCUGGGAGCCUGUCCACGUUCUCAGUGAUGUGCGUAACAGAGGCUCCUGGAAGGCAGCACACUGUUGUAGCAGGGGUCCCUUCCCUGGAGUGCUGGACAUGUACGGGACAGGGGGCGGUCUGCCCGAGUACAGAGCCAGCCUGCUGGCCAGCCGGGGGUUUGCAGUCCUGGCCCUCGCCUACUACAGCUACCUGGACCUGCCCAAGGACAUGAGGGAGCUGGAUCUGGAGUACUUCGAGGAGGCUGUGAGCUUCCUCAGGACACAUCCACAGGUGAAAGGUCCAGGUAUAGGUGUCCUGGCAAUCUCUAAAAGUGGGGACCUGGCGCUGUCCAUGGCUUCCUUCUUGCCUGGCAUCUCUGCCACCGUCAGCAUCAACGGCUGCAAUGCCAAUACGCUCUUUCCCCUGCGUUACAAGGGCACUGUCUUCCCUCCCUUGUCAUUUAAAACAAGCAGGCAAUUCCUCACCAAGUCUGGGAUCGCAAACAUCAGGGACACCCUCAAUAACCCCACUGAGGGGGAGAAUCGCCAGAGCUUGAUCCCGAUCGAGCAAGCGCAAUGCAGAUUCCUCUUCGUUGUUGCGGAGGAUGACCAGAACUGGAAGAGCCCAUUCUACGCAGAAGAGGCAGCCAAGAGGCUCCGGGAACACGGGAAGGAGAACUGUGAGGUGGUAGUGUACCCUGGAGCAGGGCACUAUCUGGAGCCUCCCUACUUCCCUCACUGCCCCUCUUCGCUGCAUUUACUGGUUGGUUUGCCAGUGGUCUGGGGAGGGGAACCUAGGAGCCACGGGGAGGCGCAGGUGGACCUGUGGGGCAGGAUACAGGCAUUUUUUAUAAAGCACCUUGAUGGAGAGCACCUCCAAGGCUAGGCUCUGAAACAGCACCAUGGAUAACACUGAGGAGCCAAUCUGGAAAAAGAUUUCAACAGGUGAAGAAGGGCUUUUGCCCAAAAUGUCCUGAAAAUAAAAGAUUGUUUAAUCUUAAACUUUGUGCACAUUUUUUAAAAACCCUUUCUUUCAUAUGCCUUCAAUUUUGUACACUGCAG